GACACCUCGUUCGACUCUUGUGUUUUUUGGUGGCCCAACUUGUCUAUUCGGGCCGAAUCUCGCUGCACUCUCGCGUCUUGCACCCCUCCUUGGCAACCCUGCCGUCCUCCCUGGAAGCCCAGGCGGACCACCACCGCGAGUCACACGCUACACCUAUCCCGCGCCAUUUUCUCAUGUCGCUGUAGCUUCGUGUUCUGUACUGUACCUUGUCGAUUGCGCACCCCCUUCCCCCGGGGCCCUAGCGACGCCCUCCCCCCCUCUCCCCCAGACUCUUGUCGCACGACGGGACCCGGCGAUGCCGUGGAUCCGCCUGGGGGUACUAGAGCCCCUGAUGGAGUCUCUAGUAGAGCCUCUAGUAGAGCCUCUGCUACCCCUCCCUUGGAGUAUUGCCAGAUCCACUGCGAGUGAACCUAGGAUCCUCUGGCAGUCGACCGGACCCCUACUUUGCCCCUCUUCACAUCAUAUUCCCCUUCACUUCCCCACCGGGCCGUUCCCUGGCCGCCAGCACAGUCGCUCACUUGCCGUCCUGCUUCCCAUUCUCGCUGACUGCUCCUUCGUGCCAGCUGCUGCCAGCAGUGCUGGGCCAGGAUGUCUCCUCGCCUCCCGUUAGUAGCACUAGCCGUAGCGCUUCUUCUCCUCGCCGCGGCCGUCGCGGGAGUGCAUGCGUCGGGGGGGAAUGUGGCGCACUUCCGCAGGCUUCUGACCGCCGCAGGCGGGAGUAGCACUGCUGAUAAUAAGGGCAACGCGGCGGAACUGACAAAAGAUUCCCCCCAUGCUUCCGCGGAGGGGGAAGCACUUGAAGUGAGGGCGUCCUCCCCUGAUUCUUCCGCGGAGGGGGGUGAGGCGGAGGCGGGAGCAGGGGGGAAGCCUCCGGUGCUGCAGCUGAUUAUUGUGGAGGAAGGGCACGCGGCGGGUGCAGUGUGCUUAGACGGGACUAACCCUGGGUUCUUCUAUCGGAAGGGCUACGGCUCAGGCAGCCGCAACUGGCUGCUCUUCUUCGAGGGCGGCGCAUGGUGCGCGUCCCCCCACAGCUGCGCGUACAGGGCGCACACGCGCCUGGGGUCGUCGGACCACUUUGCGUCGGUGGAGGAGAUGGUGGACCCGCAGAGCGGCGCCAUGAACGGCAUGCUCAGCGCCAACCGCACCGUCAACCCGGACUUCUUCAACUGGAACGCUGUCUACUUCGUCUACUGCGAUGGCGGGUCGUUUGCUGGCGACAAGGAGGAGCCCGUCCUCUCCGAUGGCAGAACCCUGUACCUGCGCGGGAGGAGGGUGGCGGACGUGCUUCUCAAACGCCUUGUGGAAAAGAUGGGGCUCGACCAGGCAGACAGGGUGGUUGUAGCGGGGUCUUCAGCCGGGGCUGUAGCGGUGCUGCUGCAUUGCGAUCGGGUCCGGGCCACGCUGGAGGCCGUCUCUCCCUCCAUGAGUGUGCGCUGCCUCGCUGACGCAUCCAUGUUCCUCGACGUGCCGGAUGUCAACAACACCAGGAAGGUCGGAAACUUCUUUGCUGAAGUCAAGGACACGCAUAAUCUGACCGCCAGUCUCCCUGUAGCAUGUCUCGAGGCCCGAGAGCCAGAGACGCACCAUGAGUGUUUCAUGUCCAACCAUUUACUGCAGUUCGUCUCUACACCUAUUUUCGUUAUCAACAGCAAUUAUGACAAAAUUGCGAUGAGAGCCAUUGCGGCGCCACAGGUGUUGGAUUCAGGCAGUACAAGACCCCCAGACUGCUUCGACCAUCUGAAGAAGUGCACUGACGCCGAGAACCGAGUGAUUGAGGACUAUCGCAAGGCUGUGGUCUCUGCUGUGGCUCCUCUCCUCCACUCCACCAACCCUCCACCUCCCUCUCCUCUCUCCUCCUCCUCCUCCUCCUCCUCCUCCUCCUCCUCCUCCUCCUCCUCCUCCUCCUCCUCCUCCUCCUCCUCUUCCUCCUCCUCCUCCUCCUCCUCCUCCUCCUCCUCCUCUCCUCCUCCUCCUCCUCCUCCUCCUCCUCCUCCCCGCCUGUCAACGCCGUCUUCCUCUUCUCCUGCUUCCAGCACGGCUCCAUCCACUCAGACAUGCCUUGGAAGAUCCGCACAGCAAACGGGGUGCCCAUGUUUGAAGCUGUGAGCCAGUGGAUGCAUCCCGACAACGGUGACAAGAUUCAUCUUAUUGAACGGAGCCGUCCGUGCAAUUCUUGCGGCAUGAAGCUGUGAAAAAUUACGGCAAGGAUAAUAUUCUUUGUGGUGUACCCCGGCCCGUACUCUUGUCAGCUUCAAUCCCAGACCAGAGAAUCUUCGCGAGGAGAAUGAUUGGAAUAUUCGUCGGCUCCCUAGCAUCCAUUCGCCGAAGCCACCCAUAAUUUUGUUGCAACAACUCCUACCAUUUUCAUUAUAGUUUUGUUUUGUGGCAUGAAACUGCAUGCAUCAACAUGUUGCUUAGCCUCUGUAAAACUAUUGCAUAAGCGUGAGCAUUGGUGGUGGCCUAAUGUUUGUUGUGUUUUAUAAUUGCCUAA
Closterium sp. NIES-67 is the source of this 2491-nucleotide messenger RNA. The record is from the annotation of a GenBank genome assembly. NCBI's taxonomy places the organism in Eukaryota, Viridiplantae, Streptophyta, Zygnematophyceae, Desmidiales, Closteriaceae.